GGAAUCUGGAGCGCGAAAACGGGGCCCGGGAACCUGGGUGGGAAGAGCAGCCGGCAGGUUGGGGAAAGGCGGGCCGGAGGGUGGCACUGAGACAAGCCGGGGGCCGGGUUGGGAGAGGGUCAAAAAAGGUACAUCGACUUUCAUAAGGAACCGGGAGGGUUUCGGGUGCUAAAGCCAGCAGGUUUGAGCAUGCUUGGUGGGUUUAGUUGCAUUUAAUUCUGUGCAGGAUUGCAGCAGAUGGAGGGGGUGACAUAAUCCGGUUUUUUGACCGUGCAACUUGCAGCGUGCGCCAAAAGCGCUGCGUGCAGCAGAUCAAGGCCUGGUUCCAGCACCUCUAAUGCAACCUGGUUUGGGGUGCUGUUUUAUUCUUAUGCUUGCAAGGAAUUCAGGCCAGGGCUUUUGUUCUUGCAUUUGGACUUUCUAUACCCCCCUAGCAAAAAGUUAUCCCCUGAACGGUCAUUUUGGACUCACAGCUGUCCAUGGAGGCGCAGGUUAAUUCUGUGUCCAGGGCGGCUGUCUACCAGCUCCAUCUGGUACGCAGGCUGAGACCCUACCUGCCCACAGACUGUCUCGCCAGAGUGGUGCAUGCUCUGGUUAUCUCCCGCUUGGACUACUGCAAUGCGCUCUACGUGGGGCUACCUUUGAAGGUGACCCGGAAACUACAACUAAUCCAGAAUGUGGCAGCUAGACUGGUGACUGGGAGCGGCCGCCCAGACCAUAUAACACUGGUCUUGAAAGAACUACACUGGCUCCCAGUACGUUUCUGAGCACAAUUCAAAGUGUUGGUGCUGACCUUUAAAGCCCUAAACGGCCUCGGUCCAGUAUACCUGAAGGAGUGUCUCCACCUCCAUUGUUCUACCUGGACACUGAGGUCCAGCGCCGAGGGCCUUCUGGCGGUUCCCUCCCUGUGAGAAUUAAGGUUACAGGGAACCAGGCAGAGGGCCUUCUCGGUAGUGGCACCCGCCCUGUGGAACGCCCUCCCACCAGAUGUCAAAGAGAAAAAUAACUACCAAACUUUUAGAAGACAUCUGAAGGCAGCCCUGUUUAGGGAAGCUUUUAAUGUUUAAUAGGUUAUUGUAUUUUAGUGUUUUUUUGGAAACCGCCCAAUAAAAUUAUUAUUAUUAUUAUUAUUAUUAUUAUUAUGUACAGAAGGCUGCCUCACACCAGAUUAGUCCGUAUCUUCCAGUACUGGCUACACUGAGUGGCAUCAACUUUCUUAGUAGCUCAGGCAGUCUUUCCUGUCGCCUGGGAUACCUGGUCCUGUUAACUGGGAGAUGGCCAGGAGUGAACCUGGAACCUUCUGUGUGCAUAUGCUCUUCCCCUAAACUAUGUCCAGCCCCAUAACCUCACAUGCGCAUCCUCUCCACAUGAGCCAUUCUGCAAUUGCUCAAGGCUGACCUCAGGGCGCAUUAGCCUGGCCGGCACCAGAGUAAUACAUUAAAAGAAAAGGCGAUUUUAAAAGUUUCUUAAGCGAAUGUGUUCUCUCUGUGGGAAGGUUUUAAGAUAUCACACAAUAGAGCUAUUUGUGCUGCUGGAAGUUAAAAACUUUAAAGCUGCAAUCCAUUACACAGACUUAAGUAAAGGUAAAGGUACCCCUGCCCGUACGGGCCAGUCGUGUCCAACUCUAGGGUUGUGCGCUCAUCUCACUUAAGAGGCCGUGAGCCAGCGCUGUCCAAAGACACUUCCGGGUCACGUGGCCAGCGUGACGAAGCUGCUCUGGCGAGCCAGCACCAGCGCAGCACACGGAAACGCCUUUUACCUUCCCGCUAUAAAGCGGUACCUAUUUAUCUACUUGCACUUAGGGGUGCUUUCAAACUGCUAGGUGGGCAGGAGCUGGGACCGAAAUACCCCGCCGCGGGGAGCUCACCCCGCCGCGGGGAUUCGAACCGCCGACCAUACGAUCGGCAAGUCCUAGGCACUGAGGUUUUACCCACAGCGCCACCCGCGUCCCCGGACAUACCUUACACAGACUUACCUUGGAAUAAAUCCAGUUUGAGUAAAUAUGCAUAAAGUGACAUUGCGAGCUGCCUUCCUGCGUGUGAUUUCCUGGGAGAAAGCUUCCAUAUAACGUAAGCAGGUUAAAAUGGCUGGACUAGGGGUGUUUCAGUAGGCAAUCUUGUUCCCAUCACAGUAUCUCAACCUGACCUACCUAGCAUUCAUUUUUAUUCCAUCCUUCUGGUGCAUCAGUCAAGAGUGCCAUACAACAAUUUAGAAUAAAUACAUUGAAAUACAAAGAAUUCAGCAAUACAAAUAAAUAAGUUUUGAACAGGUGUGUGUAGGAACACAGCAUUUUUAAAAAUAAAAUAGACUGUUUAAAAGCAAUGGCAGAGAUCAUAGGUAAAAAUGAACUUAGCAAGCAAAAUCCUGGUGGAAUGCAACCACAGAGGGGGUCAUCCAUGUUUCAUAGAUAUUUCACAGUAUUGGUGCAGUCACUGAAAAGGCCUCAUCUCAUCUCAUUCUCCUCCCUGCACAUCCGCCAUUUAACUUAUAGCAAUCUGUAGAUGAUUUAAAACCUGACAUUUUGGCGACUCUCAUGCAUGAACAUGUGCACUAUUAUUUUGUAACUCCAGCUGGCAAUAACAAGGUCUGUGAUGGAUAAAUAAAGGUACCUUAUGUUCCACUUGUUAAUUUUUUUAGUCUUGGCUGCUUGACUUGCCAUCCUUCAGUGCUGAGCUCCAUCCCUAUGGACUCCAGAAGUUAAAUCUUGGAGCAGGGAGCAGAUGUAUCUUGACCAGUGUCAAUGAGCAUGGAUGCUAAAGCAGUGUGCAGUGCAUGGUCUGCGAGCUCACACAUUGCCACUACUCCUGGUAUGCCCCGCAGCGGACCUUAAGGUCCAUAAAUAACAACACUUUGGAGGUCCCAAGCCUCAAGGAGGUUAGAUUGGUUUCAACUAGGGCCAGGGCCUUUUCAGCACUGGCCCCAACAUGGUGGAAUGCCCUGUCACAAGAAGCUAGGGCCCUGCGGGACUUGACAGGGCCUGCAAGAGGGAGCUGUUCUGCCUGGCCUUUGGCUUAGACUCACUCUUACCCCUUAUAUGGGAUUUGGUAUAUAAAUUUUCCCUUGGCUUUUUUGCUGACCCAUAUAGGACCAGCAUGGAUAGCUGGCUCAGGUGAAUAUCUGAUGUUUCCUCCUUUUAUAAUCUUGAUUUAUGGGCUACUACUAAAAUGAGGCUGCAUUUUAAGAUGUAUUUUAAGCUGUAUUUUAAUUAACUGUUUGUUUGUUGUGUGUGUUUUUUCUUCUCUAUUUCGUUUUAUUGUAAUUUGUAUUUGGUGUUAGCCGCCCUGAGUCCGGCCCAGGCCGGGGAGAGCAGGGUAUAAAUAAAAACUUAUUUAUUUAUUUACUGCUGAAGCUUCUUUUGAGCUGUGGGAUAAUAAUGUUUUUCCAGUGCAGGGUUCACCAAGGUCAGUGGGCACAAUUACAUUUUUCAGCAAGUGCUGUGGACACCAAACCUUCUUUUUCUGCUCUGGAUACUCCUCUCCCCCCCCCCCACCCAAGAGACAGAAAUAGAGAAAGUGAAUGAACACAUAUUCCACUUUUCUGUACGUUCUGGAUAAAUGUCAGAGCUAGUUGAAUUAAUCAGCCUUGGAAAAGCACAUAGAGCUGAAAGAGGAAAUGAGAAAGAGCAUCACUCUUCCAACUUUCUCCUUCAACUCUAUGUGACUUCCAAGGGAGGAUACAGUAACCGCCCUCCCUACGUCAUGAACAAGUGGGCAGUGCACGGGGAGGCUCAGAGGCUCAAUGGGUACCAGGAUGCCUGCCAUGUUGGUGAACCCUGUUCAACCAUUUCAUUGUUUCCAGUAACUUGCAAACAAUAACCUUGGCAACAAAUAAAAUUUCUGUUGCCAUUUCCACGGUACUUAUUAAUUGUUUUGUUCAAUUUGGUGUCUUUUAACAGUUCCAGGAGGCACCACUGUCCUGGUGGAGCUCACACCAGAUAUUCACAUUUGUGGCCUGUGCAAGCAGCAGUUCAAUAACCUAGAUGCGUUCGUCGCUCACAAGAGAAGCGGCUGCCAGUUGUCCGGCACGACAGCGGAGACCACCAGCACAGUACAGUUUGUAGCAGAAGAAACCGUGCCAGCGACCCAGACCCAAACCACAACCAGGACCAUCACUUCAGAAACCCAAACGAUCACAGGUAUUUAUCCAGGAAGUUUGGGUAGUGGCAUCUUCGUGGCAAAACUAAGCCCUAGCAUUGUAUGCUUCAGUAGCAGGGGUACCCUGGGCAAAGGAAACACUAAAGCAUGGGUAGGCAAACUAAGGCCGGGGGGCCGAAUCCGGCCCAAUCGCCAUCUAAAUCUGGCCUGCGGUCGGUCCGGGAAUCAGCAUGUUUUUACAUGAGUAGAAUGUGUCCUUUUAUUUAAAAUGCAUCUCUGGGUUAUUAGUGAGGCCUGCCUGGUGUCUUUACAUGAGUAGAAUGUGUGCUUUUAUUUAAAAUGCAUCUCUGGGUUAUUUGGGGGCAUAGGAAUUCAUUCAUAUAUAUUUUUUAUUUUUUUCAAAAUAUAGUCCGGCCCCCCACAAGGCCUGAGGGACAGUGGACAGGCCCUCUGCUGAAAAAGUUUGCUGACCCCCGGACCCAACUGUUCCAUUGUUAUACUACUUGAUGGAACUUUGGCCUGAUUUUGUAUGUCAGUCUUUAGUUACAUUCCAAUGCCAUGAUGCCGACAGGAAAAGUUGCUGGAAAAGUUUGCUGACCCCUGCACUAAAGCUUUGUCCCACUGGCAAAGAAAAGAAAUGUCUUUGCUUAAGGUCAUGGAGAGCUGCUGCCAGUCCGAGCUGAGAACAUUGGCUUAGAUUGGUCAUUGGUAUGGCUCAAUGUAUGCCACUUGGGGGAAAGUGCCUUAGUGGUAGAGCACAUGCCUUCUGUGCAGAAUUUCCCUGGCAUCUCCAGUUCAAAAGUUCAGAUAGCAAGUACUGGAAAAGUCCUUUCUGCCUGACCCUGGCAUUCAGUCACUGCCAGUCAAAACAGGAAAUGCUGGGCAAGAUGGAAGAAGAAUCUUAGCUGGUAUAAGACAGGUCCCUAAGCUCACUUCCUUGUUCAUUCUUGUACGCAGCCGCUUACUUUGCCACCUGUGGCAAAUAAAAAUCACCUCCAGGUGACCAGGCAGAAAAGUAUUGCAAAAGUUGGCUCUUUUCUUCUUCUUGCCUGUAAAUGAUUUGGGAAGAGGGGUAGCUUAACAACUCUCAGCGCCAUUCACAAAAUACACCUCCAAGGAUUCUGUGCAGGGAGCCACAGCUGUUCAAAUUCAUAGUGCAUAUGGGAGCUUAGUCUCAUAGCUAACUUAAAAGUUUCCUUCCUGACCAGCUUUGAUUAGUGAACCUUGUGGCGUUUCUUUCACUGACAAGGAAGCAGUUAAGAAAAAGAAAAGAAGAUUGCAUUAUAGUCUCAAGAUUGGGAGUAAUUUUAUGUUCUUCUUAUAUUGAGGGUUCGCAGAAGCUGUGUGGUUUUGCAGUGCUCUGAUGUUAAAACAAGUCUUUUUUUCCUGGUUGCUUUUGAGUUUCUGCGCCAGAGUUUGUUUUUGAGCAUGGCUACCAAACCUACCUACCUGGUGAGAGCAGUGAGCCUCAGCCUGCCGCCGUUGUCACCACUACACCGAAACCUCGCGCCAGAAAGUCCGCCACAUCAGGGGCGCAAAAGAAACUUAACUGCUGCUAUCCAGGUAAAGUAUAUGCUUGUGUUUAGACCAGGCAUGGGCAAACUUGGCCCUCCAGAUGUUUUGGGACUACAAUUCCCAUCAUCCCUGACCACUGGUCCUGUUAGCUAGGGAUCAUGGUUGUAGGCCGAAAACAUCUGGAGGGCCAAGUUUGCCUAUUCCUGGUUUAGACAGUGUGGCAGUAUUGGGACCAUAGAAGUGACUGCUUCUGCGGUUUAGAUCCCCUGGCUGUUGCUGGUUCACGGAUCCCACCAUUCUAUUCUGUUGCUUUAGGGUAGGAAAGUUCAAAAUCUCCUUCUUUGCAGGUGGAAAAAAACAGUGGAAAUUGCUAUAAACCUCAUAGCGGUUGAGGAGGAUGGGUUAUUUAUUUAUUUAUUUAUUUGCUGUGUUUACACCCCAUGUUUUUCUCCAAGGAGUUCAACUGCCCUGAGACCUGUGGUUAUAGGGCAGGUAUAUAAAUUCAAUAAAUAAAUAAAGUGGGUAAACAUUGUUAUUCCCCCUCCUAUUCAAUCAAUCCUUUGUACAGUGGUACCUCGGGAUGUGAACGGGAUCUGUUCCGGAGCCCUGUUUGCACCCUGAAUAGAACAUAAGAUGCAUGUGUGCGGGUCGCGUUUUGCCGCUUCCACACAUGCGCAUGAUGUCAUUGUGAGCAUCUGCGCGUGUGCGAGCGGUGAAACCCGGAAGUAAUGUGCUCCGUUACUUCCGGGUUGCUGCAGAGCGCAACCCAAAAGCACUCAACCUGAAGCACAUUCAACCUGAGGUAUGACUGGAUACUGCCUUUCCAAAGUUCAAACCGUGUGCAAGGUGGCUUGCAACAUAUAAAAAAUACAUAACUGCAAACAUAACAAAACUAGUCAUCAACAAUAAGCAAAACAUCAAAAAGCGCACAGCCAAAUUUCCACAUAAAUCACAAGAUCCAGUAUAAAUAUAUAUUAAAAAUUAACAGCAACAGCAACAAACACCUACCCAAGCUCCCUACAACAACUCUGUGAGGUAGAUUGGCCUGAGAGGCCCAAGGUCACCCAGGGAGCUUCAUUGGUGAGUCCGGAUUUGAACUCUAGUCCAACACUCUAACCACUACACCACACUACCCUCUUUAGCUGCCAUUGCUUUGGGAAACAUUGCCUGCAUAUUAGCAGGAAUAUGAUCGACAAAAGCAGUCUUUGGAAGGAAAGAAAAAAUGCAUUUUCCAGUUAGUGAGGCUCAGCAGUAUGGCUCCUGUAUACAUAUAGAUGAUACACAGUUAAAAUGAUAGCCUCCUUUUUCAGGAUUUUCUUGCCUCACCCCGCCUCACCCCACCCCACCCCACCCUAAGGAGUCUCAGGGACCUCAAGUGUCUUUGCCCCUCGUGAAUUGUUCUUCCGAAUCGUUCCUUACAUCCUCUGCUUUGCUCUGCUGCUUCCAGAGGGGGGGGGAAAUAAAUUGGAAAUGCUUAAACGAAUUUUAAUCAGUGACAUGGCCGCAAAGUUUCAAGAAGAUUCAUGGAAGUGCUUUUUAAUUAAUUUAUAUAGCCAUUGAUCACGCAGGCCAAAGUCAUGGGAAGGUAGGUGGGUGGGAAGCCUUGCUUGUGUAAUUAGGUCAGCUAACUUCAUCAGAAUGUUCCGUUUCAAAACCCGUCUUCCCUUAAGAAUCUUACCUGGAAGUUAUGUCCAUUUCUCACUGUGCUUCUAACCUCAGACAGUGUUGAUAAUUCAGGCAAAACACCUGCACACCUACCUACUAGGGGGUCAUUGGACCUGAACCAGGAGGGUGUAGAAUCAAAUCCUUGCUCAGCUUUGAAGCUUGCUGACUGCACUUCAACCUUAUCUGCCUAUCCGGGGUCUGAAUGUGGGAUUGAAGGGGGAUUCCAGGCCAGGGGACCUCUCUUAUCUGCCCCAUGGAGCUGUCCCAAAACUGCACCCUCACUGGCUGUGUUUCACAUCCCAAGUGGCUGGGGUAUGCUCUUUGACUCUGCCAGUGUCUCUUGCUUCCCUGGAUAGAGGAUGGAGAGCAGUGUUAUAAACUCGGAUAGAUAAGCUAAUCCCCAAAUGGCAAUUUAAACCUAGGUUACGGUUGCCACAACGGAAUGUCUAGGUGCCUUUUUUUUCUUCUUUUUUUUGCUAUGAAACUACUACUAUUUCUUCUUAAUUUCAUUUCUAUACCUCUUUAUAUCUUAAAGAAAAAAUCUCAAAGCAGUUUACAACACAGUAAAACAUCAAAUAAAGCAAUCCAGAAUAAAAGAAAUUCAAGCUUCAAGGAAAAUAUUUCAGAUCCUCCUCUAAGUGGCAUUUUGCUUUCCCCAUAUUUAUUUACUUAAUUUAUAUAGCUGCCCCAUAGCAGGAGUGCUUUAGGAAGCCAGUGUGGUGUAGUGGUUAGAGUGUUGGACUAGGACUUGGGAGAUCAGGGUUCAAAUCCCCACUCAGUCAUGAAGCUCACUGGGUGACCUUGGGCCAGUAACAGCUUCUUAAGCUACCUCACAGGGUCGUUGUAGGGAUUAACCGAGGAGGGGAGUGAACCCUGUACUCCUUGGAGAAAAAAGUGCGAUGUAAACAGAAUAAAUAAGCUCUUCUGCUUAAACCUGGAGGGGCCAGCCAGAUGGAGAUGUCAGUCGCCACCUUGGCAGCCAGAGAUUUCCACAUGGUCGUAGUUGGACCCUCGCCAGUAGCAACACGCGCCUGGCUAAUUUCUAACACCGAGGUGUGUGCGAGUUUGGGUAGAAACUAGCCUACUGUAUGAAGGGGAAAUUUACAUCUGUUGCUCCACCCACUCCUGCCUCUGCUCUGCCCACCCAAAGUUGCCCUGAAGGAAAUGCUGCCCUGUUUCCUGUUGCCAUGUCAACUGCGAGCAACGUCAGGAAACAACAUGGCUGUGUCUCCCAGCAGACUUGUUGACUGCUGGCAUCCGUAGAAGUUUGGCGUCCAGGGAGAGGAAUAAGGAGCAGAGUUCUAGUAGAGGCCUAGUUCUAGGUCAUAUAUGCUUGUUGAGGACCAGUGUUGCGCUAGGCCCAGGGAGACCUGGGUUCAAAUCCACUCAACGGGUGACCUUGGGUCACUCAAAGAUUUAAAGUUGUGAGGAGGGGGGAAUUGUAUGCCCUUCCCUGGAACCCUUGGAGAAAGUGUAGGGUAAAAGUCAAUAAAUAAAUAAUAGCUGGCCCUCUCCGUUUUUUCCCUCCCCAGGCUGCCAGUUCAAGACAUCCUAUGGUAUGAAAGACAUGGAACGACAUUUAAGAACACACACUGGUAAGCAGCCUUAUAUAGCCUUAAAAUGAGUUAUACAGCCCUAAUUGCCCUACCCGCCCCCCUCAACCAAUGUACACAGGUCUCCUGGGCCCAUUUGUGUUCUGCUUACGGGCACAGACUUCACUUGGAUAAAUACGAUAACAUUUGGAAUGAGUUUAUACAGAACGUAGUAGGCGAUUAACAUCUAUAUAUGCAUUAAGAUAAUAACACUGUAUCAGUUUAUACAAGAAUGCAUGGGAGUAUGUUACAUUGCAAUUUUGUAUUUGUAUUUUUUCCUUAAACACAUUUUUGUUCUUUUUCCUCCCUCAUUUCCAACCCCAGGAGUACCUGCAGACUUGAAGUAACCCUAAGAUUUGCAGGUGCUAAAAAAAUCUUGGGGGGGGGGAGGGACUACUAAGGAAUUGGGCAACCCAUAAAUAUCCACUCACACAGAAUGUUGAGUGGGGGGACUGACAACCAUGGGAGGGGGAAUGGAAAGGCUGGAAAGGGGAAGAAAGGAGACAGAGAUGUGAAAAUGGGUAGAAUGAAGCAUCUCAUUGUCUGGAAAGGUCACUUCUUGGUUCAUAAAGGUAAAGGGACCCCUGACCAUUAGGUCCAGUCGUGACCAACUCUGGGGUUGCGGCGCUCAUCUCGCUUUAUUGACCGAGGGAGCCGGUGUGCAGCUUCCGGGUCAUGUGGGCAGCAUGACUAAGCCGCUUCUGGCGAACCAGAGCAGCGCAUGGAAACGCCGUUUACCUUCCCACCAGAGCGGUACCUAUUUAUCUACUUGCACUUAGAUGUGCUUUCAAACUGCUAGGUUGGCAGGAGCUGGGACCGAGCAACGGGAGCUCACCCCAUUGCGGGGAUUCGAACCGCCGACCUUCUGAUCGGCAAGCCCUAGGCUCUGUGGUUUAACCCACAGCGCCACCCACGUCCCAUUUCUUGAUUCAUGCUGAGAAGCUAUUUUAAAGUGUCCCAAGGAUGGAAGCAUGAUUUGCUGAUAGACUUCAAUGGAUAAAUAAAAUAUUGUAGCAUAGCUUGGAUUCGACCCUCCUCUCCAUUAAGAAAAACCACAAUGGAAAGAAAAGGAUCCACCAGAACAUACUCAAUGGGUGCAGAAGGAUAACUAACUAUUGAGGUGGAAGAUGGUGCAGGGAGGGGAUAGAAUUGGGUGGCUGGAGCCCUGAUGGAAAGCAUUGCACACUGCAAAGUUUUGUUUCAGAUCCCACCUGUAAAAUUAAUGUAUUGCAAGCAGAUGCAUUCUCAAAGCUAUGCCUGCCUCUCUGCACAUCCUCAGUUUGCUGGAGAAAAAGACAAAUAGCAUGGAGGAAACCUCUAAAGUAUAAUAAACCCAUGACAAAAAGGGAAAGGGAAACAUUCUUCCAUUAAGGAUCUCUUUGUUCCGUGUAAUGCAACUCAUCUCAACCCUGCUGCACCUUGGCUUUUUGUUGAUGCCGUUGUUUUAGGUGACAAGCCCCACAAAUGUGAGGUUUGCGGAAAGAGCUUCAGCCGCAAAGACAAGCUGAAAAUGCACAUGCGAUCCCACAGUGGAGUGAAGCCCUACAAGUGCAAGCACUGUGACUACGCAGCUUCCGAAAGCAGCAGCCUGAACAAGCACCAGCGCAUCCAUUCAAACGAGCGCCCUUUCAAGUGCCAGAUCUGCCCUUACGCAAGCCGCAAUUCCAGCCAGCUCACGGUGCAUCUCAGGUCCCAUACAGGUAAGGACAGGGACAGGUUUGCCAUGAUCUUGCAAAGCCCUAAGCAGAGAGCUUUCCACAGAGCUUUGCAGGCCAGCUGAUUGGUGAUGUUUGCAAACCCCCUUUUAGCUGUGUUUUCCUGCCCCGAAUAUUUAUAUACAAGCACGUCUCACUAUGCAAACACAAUCACUUCUCAGGAAAUCAAUUGCUAGGUGAGAGUUCACAUAACGACUCUUCAAAUUCCAUUGAUUCCUGUGGGGAAAUUUUGAAUGUGUUCCUGACCAUGGAAAUCUGACCCCCAAAUGACGGAAAACCCUCUGGAACCUUGCAAAAGGCAAACAAGGAAGGAGAAAAUGUUCUCUUAUUUGUCCAGUCUCUCCUAUUCUUCCCGCCAUGGUUUCUGUUGAAAUGGGUGUUUCAAGACUAGCAAAACACCAAAAAGUAAGGCUGAUUGGUUUACAGAGGAGGACAUGGAGGACUGGCUAUUUGGGUAUCUGAAUCUACAAUGUGCAUAGCGAGGGUCCUCGUUUUUGGAUAAGUGAAUUUUCAUAGAGCGAGCAGUUGGAUAGCAAUUGGACCUGCAUGUAUAUAUGACGUCAUGUGUGUGGCAGGUUGACCAAAAUGGGCUCACAGGCCAAACGGGGAGGCCUGGUGGCAGGCCAAGUUGGGUCUAUAAGGCACAGGUUUCCCAACGCACACAUGUGUAUAAAAGUCUAGUGCUGGAUUCAUUGGGAAAAACUGUUAAGAACCUGGAUCACACUGGAACUCCCAAGAGUUGGCCUGCUCAAAAGUUGGCUGUAAGUAUCUCUCACAACCAGAUGUUGCCCAUGUCCUCUCCAGAUGCUGUUCCACCCAUUAUGACUAAAAACUGAAAACUACAGAGCUGCGUCAGGGCCAAACCAGGGCUGUGGGCUAAGCUGCUUCAAUAUGGAGGAUCUCAAACUCAGGGUUCCUAGGACCAACAGCUGGAGCCUGAGGAACAGCAAGCCAGAGCCCCUGGUCUGUUGACCUGGCAUGGUCAGAAGGCCAGGGUGCUUUCUACUAGGGUUGCCCAUCCACAGGCUUUGUGUUGCUUAUCAAGUGCAAGGAUUGAUGCAGCACACCUGUGCCUAGAGAGGACUUCCCAGGUACGUUGAGGUUCUUGGAAUGUGAUGCUCUGCCCUUUCACACAACCCUGAUAGAAUCUCCAAAGGAAAGGCUAUCCUUGCCAUCUCUGCUUAGACUCAGAUCCUGCAGGUCUUAGGCUCGGCCAUUCAGUAAAGGUAAAGGGACCCCUGACCAUUAGGUCCAGUCGUGGCCGACUCUGGGGUUGCGGUGCUCAUCUCGCUUUAUUGGCCGAGGGAGCCGGUGUACAGCUUCCGGGUCAUGUGGCCAGCAUGACUAAGCCGCUUCUGGCGAACCAGAGCAGUGCACGGAAACGCCGUUUACCUUCCCGCCGAAGCGGUACCUAUUUAUCUACUUGCACUUGACGUGCUUUCAAACUGCUAGGUUGGCAGGAGCAGGGACCGAGCAACGGGAGCUCACCCCGUCCCAGGGAUUCGAACCGCCAACCUUCUGAUCAGCAAGCCCUAGGCUCUGUGGUUUAACCCACAGCGCCACUCGCGUCCCGGCCAUUCAGUAGUCCCCUCUUAAUUUCCAUUCUCUUCUUGCAUGGGCAUUUCAUCUUUUACAAAUGAAGCUCUGCAAAGAAAAGGAAAAUAGUAAUAAAUUAAACUUCCUUUGCCAAAGUCAAAUCCAAUAGGGUCAUUGAGGAGGAAAAACAACCGGUGACACAGAUCAAUCUCUAGAUUGGAACAUUAAAUGUACAGCUGACAUUUAGCUUCUGCAGAUCUCUAGAAUGGCUUGGCAUCUGAAAUUGGGGACCAUUGGAUCGUGUGCCUCACCCGGUUUUCAUCAGGAAAGUAGGUAAAAAUUCAAUGACUGACUCUUGCAGUUCACCCAGUGGUAUACGCAGCUGGAAGGGCUGGCCUGUAAAACAAAUUGAACUGGCAGGCUGUGUGUCUUCAUUAAUAAAAUGUGUAUAAUAAACAUUUUACACCCAGGGUCUCAAUUAUUAAGCAAGCUUGUGGAUUAGCACAGUAUGCCACAUCGCAAUUUGAAAUAUCUUCCGCCCGAUCAAUGAAAUAUGUAGCCGGGUAAGCAACUUGCGCCUACUUUUUUUUUUUUUUUACAGUCUCCCAUUUAUGAAGAUCUAUAAAAUAUUAACUGGUAAAGUAAAUUAAGCCAUGUGUGUUGUGAUUUUUUAAAAGAGCUGCAACGUUCACUGAACCAAGGACCUCCUUACAUUUUAUUUCUGCCUUAAAUGGCACCCCGUGGCUCAUUCACUCACUUCUGAGCGUGUGUGCGUGAUAUACACAGAAUAACAAAGGAGCGCCGCGCUGUUCAAGUAGCUUAGAGCAGCAAUAAGUCAACAGUGCUGCUUUGUGAUAUGGUAUUAGCGAUAAUUGGCUACUCUUUGCGAAAUGAAAACCCCGCCGUUCGUAUUGUGAAAGGUAUCAAUACUGUGCAUGUUUGCGCUGUAUUGCUCUGUUGAUUAGGCAGGUCCUACCAGCUGUGGAGGCGUAACGCUACGAAAGCUAAGGCAUGUUUUCGGAUAUAAUUCCUGCAAAUUGUUGUGCUGAGGUCUGUCUUGGCUCCUGAACAUUGGUAUUCUCCAUUUACUCCCCUUUUCGAUGCAUUCCGCUUGCCUUCCUUUUCAAACAGAUACUUCGCCUAGGGGGGGAAACAAGAAUGUUACUAUAAUAAUUAAAUAUGCAAAGCUUGCAUAUCAGACGUGCGGACAAAUAACUGGAGGAGAGCUAUUGGGAGAUAAGGAGGGAAGUGAAGGGCAGGCAAGGAAAUGGUGGCAUUUUUUUCUGGGGGGAAAUCUGUAGGUUUCAGAAUGCAGGUGUCCUGUCUUCCCUCCCCUUCAGAUAGUAUAUAUAAUGAAGCAUUUAUUUGCGUUUGACGUUGAAGUGCUGGGUUUGUGCAUUUGUGGCUGCGGACAAAUUAUGCCCUUCCCCGCUCAAAAGAAGAGAAACCCAUCUCUUGCGAAAGAGGGGUGGGAGCAAUGAAAUUUUAUGGUGCAAAUUGAGAGAACAGGCACUAAAAUGACUGAUGGGGUCUCAGCUGAAAGGGAUCUCGGUGUUGCAGUGGGUAGCGUGAUGAAAACCUGGGUCCAUUCAUUUCAGUGGGACUACGCUGAGAAAGACUGGCCACAACCCGAAUUGUCAUGGCACCUUCAAAGUCGUAAUAAAUUCAUUGUGGCCAAAGAUUUUGUGGGCCCAAGCCCUCUUCAUCAGAUGUCAAGGUAAAUUUUAUUAGCCUUUAGGGCAGCAGUUCUCAACCUGUGGGUCCCCAGAUGUUGUUGGACUACAACUCCCAUCGUCCCUGAGCUCUGGCCUUGCUAGCUAGGGGUGAUGGGAGUUGUAGUCCAACAACACAUGGGGACCCACAGGUUGAGAAAGGCUACUUUAGGGUGUCCAAAGACUCUUGAUUAUUUUUGUUAAACUGUGGGGUUUGCUUUGUGAUGCCACUAGCUUGGAUGGCUUUAGAAGGGGAGGCGGGCAAAUUUGUGGAGGAUAAUGCUUUCAGUGGCUGCUAGCCAAGAUGACAGUAUAUUACGUCCAAUUUUUGAAGGCAAUAUGCUACUCUGAAUACCAGUUGCUUGGGGGUCACUAGCUGGAGACUUCUGUGGUGUUUGUGGGAUUUCCAUGUGCAGCUAUGAGAUGGCAGCUAUGGGAAGAGAAUCCUAGACGCAGUGGUGCUUUCGUCUGAUCUAGCAGGAGUCUCCUCAUGUUCAUGGGCUAGCUCCAGGUUGCUCACCAGAACAAGACGGUUUGAUCAUAUAAUGUCAAUCCUGGCCCGACUACACUGCCUGCCAAUUAGUUUCGGGCCCAAUUCAAAGUGCUGGUGUUGACCUAUAAAGCCUUAACCAGGCUUGGCAAACUCCGGCGCUCCAGAUGUUUGGGACUACAAUUCCCAUCAUCCCUAGCUAGCAGGACCAGUGGUCAGGGAUGGUGGGAAUUGUAGUCCUAAGCAUCUGGAGGGCCGGAGUUUGCCUAUGCCUGCCUUACACAGCUCAGGACCUCAAUACCUUAAGGACCAUCUCUCCCCAUAUGAACCGCCCCAGACCUUGCGCUUGUCAUCCGAGGCCCUUCUCUCCCCAAGAGGUUUGUAGGGAUCCAACAUUGUAGGGAUCCUUUUCUGUGGUGGCUCCCCAUCUGUGGAAUGCUCUCCCUAGAGAGGUUCGCCUGGCACCAUCAUUACACGUCUUUAGACGGCCUGCAAAAACUUUCCUCUUUACCCAAGCCUUUGGCCAUUACAAACGCAAUCCCAAGUCACAGACCAGUGUACAGUGGUACCUCAGGUUAAGUACUUAAUUCGUUCUGGAGGUCCCUUCUUAACCUGAAACUGUUCUUAACCUGAAGCACCACUUUAGGUAAUGGGGUCUGCAGUUGCCGCCGCGCCGCCAAAGCACAAUUUCUGUUCUCAUCCUGAAGCAAAGUUCCUAACCUGAAGCACUAUUUCUGGGUUGGCGGAGUCUGUAAUCUGAAGCAUAUGUAACCUGAAGCGUAUGUAACCCAAGGUACCACUGUAAAUAAUCUAUGGCCUGUUAAAUGUGUUGCAGGUGGGUACUAUUAUUAUGAUUAAUUUUACUAUGCUAUCGGUUUUUAUUCUUUGUUUUUUUAUUAUUUCACUUUGUAAAAUAUGUUUUUAGUGUUUGACACUUCCUAUAAAGGGCGGUAAAUAAAUGAUCAUCAUCUUUCAGAAACACCAAUGCAGAUCCAUUGGAGUUUAUCCUUAUUGUCCUGCAUCUCUUGGUCCAAACGCCCCUAAUUCGAAACGCUUUUCUCACGGACAGGAGACGCUCCCUUCCAGUGCCGCCUCUGCAGCGCCAAAUUCAAAAUCAACUCGGACUUGAAGAGGCACAUGCGCGUGCACACGGGGGAGAAGCCCUACAAGUGCGACUACUGCGACGUGCGCUGCGCCAUGAAGGGCAACCUGAAGUCGCACAUCCGCAUCAAGCACAGCAUGGAGAACGCCUACCGGUGCCUCGAGUGCGAGUUCCAGUGCGGGAACAAGACCAGCCUCCGGCACCACCUGCGCACCCACCAGCCCGAGCAGCCAGUGAAAUGCUCGGAGUGCAGCUACUCCUGCUCCAACAAGGCCACCCUCAAGGUGCAUGAGCGGAUCCACUUCAAGGACCGGCCGUUCAAGUGCGAGUUCUGCAGCUUUGACACCAAGCAGCGCAGCAACCUCACCACGCACAUGAAGAAGGCGCACGGGGACAAGGUCAGAGCCAAGAAGAAGGCGGCCGAGAAGGGGGAAGGAGACCGGCCGAAGGAAGGCGGCUCCAGGCAAGUGGCCAGGCUGGAGGCCAAGAAAGCUUUCAAGUGCGAUCUCUGCGAGGCCUCGUUUGUCCGGGAAGACUCCUUGCGGAGCCACAAGAGGCAACACGUCGAGUACAACGGGGCGAAGAACCCGGAGCUGGCCGUUUUGCAGUUCCAGGUGGACCCCACGAGGCCAAGCGGCGCCCCUAUUACAGUCAGCCACCUCCAGGUCCCGCUGCAGGCUUCGCCUUACGCCAAAGGGCAGGUGAAGAUCAUCGUUGGACAUCAAGUACCCCAAGCCGGCGGUCUGGUGCAAGCGGCUUCCGUGAACAUCGUACCGCCAGCCUUAAUAAGCCAGAACCAAGAAGAUCUGUCUGGCAACGGCCAGUUGCAAAUCCUGCAGCAAGUGAGCUUGCUGGCUCCCCCUCUGCCCCCGGGGUCUCAAGCGGAAAGCAUUUCAAUGGGCCAACCGGCCGUGCUCCUCACAACCCACAGUCCAGGGGACAGAAGCACGCCCGGCCAGACUCUGAUACCCGACAUCCCUGUAGGCAGCCACGAAGCCUCGGCUACCCAGGCUUUCAUCAGCAGUGCUGAGAUCAGCUGCUCCGAUUUGGAAGGACUCAAUGCUUUGAUUCAGGAAGGGGCUGGGGAGGUGACAGUGGUGAGCGAUGAGGACCAGAGCAUCACUGUGGCCACCUCGGUGCCCCCUCCUCCCAUCUUUUCCUCCCCUUCUCACGCCGACGUGCCCAAGCAAGUCUACUCCAUUAUCCAAAGUGGUGCAAGUUUGCUGUGUCCUGCAGACUCCAUACCAGAUUAGUUCAAGAAGAGCGCAUUUGCUCAGCACUCAGUUAGCACAUCAGAUUUGGCCCUGGAUCCAGAUUAGAGUACAGAAGUACAGAAGGCGAAGCGAUCCCUGGUGUUGUGCCAGUUCAUUGCUUCACUCCAGGGGUAGCCCAGCUGUCGUCGGACUAUAGCUCCCAUCAUCCCUGACCAUCGGCCAGACCGACUUGGGGGGUGAUGGGAGUUGUAGUCCAACAACGUUCUGAGGGCACCGUGUUGACUGCCCCUGCAUUCCAUGCCUUACUGCAAAUAGAGCCCCUCCUCUUACAGAAUACAGUGGCAGCUCAGUUCUCAAAUGUCUCCAUUGAUGAACGUUUCGGAACCCGAACGCCGAAAACCCAGAAGUGAAUGCUUCCAUUUCCGACCACGCCUCAGAAGUCAAAUGGCUUCUGCUGUGUGUUUUUCAAUUUUCUCAACUGAAUUUGCCGACAGCUCUUUGCGCCUUGGUUUUCGAACGUUUCAGAACCCGAACGGUCUUCCGGGAUGGAUUACAUAUGAGAACCGAGGUACCACUGUAUUGCGUGCAUGUUUUAACAGGCUUAGUGGUGGUUAUGCUUUUGAGACCAGGGAGCGGAGAAAGUAUGAGAUUCUACAAACGGGCCACCCAGUGAGGUGCAGUAUUCAUUACACACGGUUCAUCUCUUGCCCAUUCCUGCGCUAGAUUGUUCGUUUGGUGCACGACACAAUAUUUCACAGCUGCUUGGUAGCAAAUACUGUCCCUCCUACACCUCUUGCCCCAUUUGAAGGUUACAGCCUUAAAAUACAUAUAGCAAAAAAAGUUGCACUGAAAUUAUCUUACAGCUUCACAGCCAACUCCAGUCACGAUGUUUGUAACCCAGCGAAUUUCAGGGAAGAGUGUGUUGUUGUUUUUCUUCCAAUUCCGCAUUGGCUUUCAUUUCCCAGGC
Podarcis lilfordi (Lilford's wall lizard) is the source of this 17602-nucleotide messenger RNA. Lineage: Eukaryota; Metazoa; Chordata; Lepidosauria; Squamata; Lacertidae. The record is from the annotation of a GenBank genome assembly.